GAAAACUCUGAGUUCCCCCACUUCUCACAAUUAGUAAUUUCUUCUGAGUGGGAGCAGGACACAGUUGGUGGACCCCCACUGAUUUGGGCAGCUGGCAGGAGGACACUGCAGCCAUUCCCACAGGGCAGGUGCCACCUCUGAGCUGUACUUGGUGACUUCAAACCUGCAUAUCUGUCUGCCUCAAGAUGGAUCCCCACCAUGGACUGAAAGGUGACAGGCCAUGAAGCUGCCUGUGUUGCUUCGCAUCAGCUGUGUUGGCCUGGUGUUUGUGUUGAAUGCAGUGAUGUGGACAGUCUUCACAAAAGCCUUACGACUCUCCUCAUCCUCAGCUGCUGCCUCUGUGACAACCACAGCCUCCAACUUCAUCUCUUCAGCUCUCCUGGGAAAAUUGCUCUUCGGGGAGACGUGGACUCCUCUGUGGUGGGUCGGCCUCGCCAUGACGGUCUGUGGGCUCACGCUGCUGCACACAGCUGCACCCCAGCUGGUGCAGGUCCCAGCAGAGAAGAAGGAAUUAUAGCUGCUGGAGGGGUCACGGUGCCAUGCUGCCCCUCUCAGCCUGUCUCAUAGCAACAUCCCCAGUCCCCACCGGCCUCUGAACACAGCAGCCACCGAGCUGCUCACUGCUCACCUGCUGACCUGCAAAAUCACGUUGGUCACAUCUUUCCUGGUGGUAGUGUGGUGGCAGUGACAGCCUCCAAGGGAGCUGGUCAACUCUGAGUCAGUAUUGUGAAAAUCAGGGCUAGAGGCUUAUCAACCACUCCUCCUCUUCACACCCUGUGGCUGUGGAGCUUUCCCAGUUUGGGGAAUGCUGAAAGUAGAGAUGGUGGUUGUGGAAAGUGCUCGUGCAUAAGCAUUUUUCCAUGAAAGGACCUGUCCCAAAAUAGAAAACCAGUCAGAAUUCGAUGCUGAAGGCAGCUGUUACUCCUGCUCUGCUCUUCCUGACUUUCUGUCUUGAAAUGUUUCUAUACCCGCUGCUACCUGUAAGGCUGUGGAGGCUUUCAUUAAUUCAGCUGCUUUUAUCAGUCACAUACACCUUUUACCUUGCCAUUUGUAUCUGACAUCUAGAAUUUUUACUCACCCGUUCCUGACAUGUUAAUCACUGUAAGGUUGCUGUUCUUUCCUUUAAAAUUUCCCAGAAGAGGAUUUUGAUCACCAUUCCUGUUUUGUGUAGGUCAAACUAAUUUUGGGACAAUUCAACAGGCAGCCUGCUUUCACUUGGAGUGUCCACGUUCAACACAUUCCCCAUCCCCACUCAAGUUGACAACUGCUUUAAUGUUUGGUAAAAGGGAGUAUCUCAAGUGAUGUUCUUUCUACAACUCUGGAUGAUGCUUAUUCUCAUUCAUGUGAUGUGAUGUGAUCAACCAGAUCACUGGUAUCCAGGUAUCUGCUAAAUUUUGCGUCAGUGAUUACUCCGUGUUCAGGUGUCAGUUUGGUGAAUGUAUCACGAAUCAUCAUUUGUAAGGUAUCAGCUUCAUUCCCCUCCCCACUCCUUUUUUUUCCCCCUGGAAAUUCUUCCAUUGGAAACCUAAUUAAGAAAUAAAAUUAUGCUUAUAAAUGUAUGCAUCAUCUGGUGAUAUCACUUGUUUGCUCUGGGCUUGCCAGGUUGUCUGUGUCAUGUUAUAAUGACAGAAGGUGAGUCACAGCUGAGGCAUGUGGCAGAAAACCUAAG
Molecule: messenger RNA, 1669 nt
Organism: Ficedula albicollis (Collared flycatcher)
Lineage: Eukaryota; Metazoa; Chordata; Aves; Passeriformes; Muscicapidae
Gene: TMEM42
Product: transmembrane protein 42
Exons: 3
Coding region: 221-517 (98 amino acids)
Source: RefSeq, a predicted model, not a curated record